UUCUUACCCACCAAACUCAGUGGUUUCACCUGCCCUGCUGGAAAUGCCUCCUGUGCCCUCAACUACAGCCCAGAAGUUCCUUCUGCUGAGACCUACAGGGCAGUGGCAGAACCUAGAACCUUCGGCCCUGGUGCCAACGGGCAGUGGAGGGGCUCAGGACCCCCCGUAGGCUCUGUGCCUCAGAAGCCAAGGCUGAGCAGAAGUUCUUACCUUGAAGCUCGUAAAAAUCCCAGUGGGACAUCCAACAGUUUUGUAGGCAAAUCCAACCACCACUGCCAUUCCUCAGCCUUCCCCAUGAAACCUGCCCAGAGUCCCUCCUGGACGGGGCCAUGUCGCCGCAGCCUGCUCAGCCCCAAGAAGACACCCAGGAGGUUCAUCAGCACAGCUGAGGAGACUGUGAGAGAGGAAGAGAGAGAGAUCUACAGGCAGCUCCUCCAGAUGGUCACGGGGAAGCAAUUCUCCACAUCUAAACCCUCUUCCCUCUUCCCCUUCCACCUGUCCAGGUGUUCCAAUUCCAGCAAACCUCUUGUGAAAGAAUCUCCCUUGGAGAACUCCAAGCUCUUUGAAGCUCCUAGUGUUCCACCAGCCACAUCCACCAGCGUUCUCAGGGCCCAGGAGCAGCCCCAGCCCAAACCAGCUCUCUACUCUGCCCCCACUUACCCCUCCAGUAUCUUCCAGUCCACUAACUCCACAGCCCAACAGCAGCAGGAACGUCCACCAGCAUCCAACACACAGUCUGAAGGGUCAGACUCUGUCAUUUUUCUCAAGGUAAAGGAUUCCAGAACUCCAGCACCGAGCCUUCCCUUCUUCCAGGCAGAGCUAUGGAUCAAAGAGCUGACGAGUGUCUAUGACUCGCGUGCUCGGGAGAGGUGGAGACAGAUCGAGGAGCAAAAGGCCUUGGCCUUGCAGCUGCAGAGCCAGAGGCUGCAGGAACAGGAACACUCAGUGCAGGAUCUGGUGGAUCUGAACCUCCGAGUGCCCCUGGAGAAGGAGAUUCCUGUCACAGUGGUCCCAGAGGAGAAGGAAGAUGCUAAGUCAGCUGAGAGUGAGGAGGAGUUCCCUGAGAUCACUGAGGAGAUGGAGAAGGAAAUCAAGAAUGUAUUCCGAGGUGGGAACCAGGACGAGGUGCUCAGUGAAGCUUUCAGGUUAACCAUCACCAGGAAGGACAUCCAGACCCUCAACAACCUCAACUGGCUCAAUGAUGAGAUCAUCAACUUCUACAUGAACCUGCUGAUGGAGAGGAGCAAGGAGAAGGGUUUGCCAGCAGUUCAUGCCUUCAACACCUUCUUCUUCACCAAGCUGAAGACGGCGGGUUACCAGGCGGUCAAGAGGUGGACCAAGAAGGUUGACAUCUUCUCUGUGGACCUGCUGCUGGUGCCCAUCCACUUGGGCGUGCACUGGUGCCUGGCGGUCGUGGACUUCAGGAAGAAAACCAUCACCUACUACGACUCCAUGGGGGGAAUAAACAGUGAAGCCUGUCGGAUCCUGCUGCAAUACCUGAAGCAGGAAAGUCUGGACAAGAAGAGGAAGGAGUUGGACACCAAUGGUUGGGCCUUGCUGAGCAAGAAGAGUCAGGAGAUCCCUCAGCAGAUGAACGGCAGCGACUGUGGCAUGUUCGCCUGUAAAUACGCCGACUGCAUCACCAAAGACAAACCCAUCAACUUCACCCAGCAACACAUGCCCUACUUCCGGAAGAGAAUGGCCUGGGAGAUCCUCCACCGGAAGCUCCUCUGA
Molecule: messenger RNA, 1734 nt
Organism: Acanthisitta chloris (rifleman)
Lineage: Eukaryota; Metazoa; Chordata; Aves; Passeriformes; Acanthisittidae
Gene: SENP1
Product: SUMO1/sentrin specific peptidase 1
Exons: 15
Biological process (GO): protein desumoylation
Cellular component (GO): nucleus
Molecular function (GO): deSUMOylase activity
Source: RefSeq, a predicted model, not a curated record